Molecule: messenger RNA, 1127 nt
Organism: Durusdinium trenchii
Lineage: Eukaryota; Dinophyceae; Suessiales; Symbiodiniaceae
Source: the annotation of a GenBank genome assembly
ACGAGUGCUAACCUCCAUGGCUGGGACAUAGUGUUUGGAUCCACAAGAAGCGGGCUUUGCGCAAGAAACGGGACUGCCACUUCAACUUUCUCAGCGAUCUCAAGCGGCUUCCAAAGAGAAGCCAUAGAAUUUCGGCGGCAAUGAAGCAAUGGCGUGACGAAGACGCGCUUGGUUAUUGGGCUAAACUCAAUAUUGUGGAGCUCGCAGUGCUCACGCUGUUUCCUUGGCUGGUUGGAGUUCUUGUGAGCUACUUGUUCGCGUCAACGUACCAUGGCAUGCCACUCUCUGUGUGGCUCAUCGUUUUGUCUUUGCUUGCUGUAUGCGUGUGGCACAUUCGUCAUUAUCCUGGGGAUCGUCAGUGGCAAUUAGUUUUGCCGGUCUCUUGCAUAGCCGGAGUAUUAGUUUCUUGUAUCCUUGGGUUGGUUGCUUACCGAACUUUCUAUUCAAUAUAUUGGAUGUACCAUGAUAGCCAUGCCUAUGCCAACGUGUUGCCUUCUGAACCAGCAGCCGGAUACUUGGAUGCCGGAAAGCUGGUAUUUGCGGAGGAGGCCCAUCUUGAUGUGGCCAGAGGCAUGAGCUUCAAGGAUGGUACGACCUAUUGUGUCGCUCCAGUCAUCGACGCCAGUGGCGGCCCAAUCCAAUUUUGGGCUGCAGGCACUGACUGUUGUAGCAGAGGCACCUUUGAGUGCGACGAUGCCUGGGAUGAGAAAGCACAUGCUGGGCUCGUUUUGCAAGCUAAUCAGCAGCAUAUCCUGGCAGUAAAGCAGGCAGUAGCGGCCUACAGGUUAACCACUGCAAAGAGACCCAUCUUUGUCCAAUGGGUAGUCGAUCCUGAGAAGGUGGAGCUGAAUUAUUGGAUGUUGGGCAACGGCAUUCUGGUUGGCUCCUGCCUCAUCAGCUUGGUCAUCUCCUCUCUUUUGACUUUGCUCCUGCUCCUCUUGAACGAGUCAGCUGCCAGACGCGCCGAGAGGACAAAUCACAGCGCUGAGUGCUCUACAGAUGUGUCACAUCGCGUCAACGUCACAGCUGUGGAGUGCUAGUCCUUGCAGCUGUGAAGUUUCAGAUUGGAGGCGACAAACGCGUGCUACCACGAUAGCUGAGUCCUCUCAUCGUGGCCUAUUUGGUUG